AGCGGUGACACUUGUCGAUAUUGAAUUGUGUAAAGAACAAAGGAUAGAAAGCCUAGGAGAAGCGCAAAACGUUGUUAGAAGUUGUAUAGGAGAUAUGGAGAAAUCUCGGUCUUAUGUUUACUUUUAGCUUAGUGGAUAUACGUUAAGUUGCUCUUGAGUUAAUUUAAAACUGAAUUACAACUGGCUAAAGAUGAUAAAUAUUGACUUAGACAAAAUAAGAUUUAAAUGCUUAAAUAUUCAUUUUUAAACACAUUUGUUAAUAUAUUAAAUUGUGUCUUUAGUGAUUUAGUUAUCUUCGAGAAUGUGGUGACAAUAAAUGGAACACAUACAAAUUUAAAAUGGAUUGUUAAAGGUUCGUUUUAGAAAAUGAAUUCGGGACGAUAAAUACCAUCUGAAACAGGGAGUAAAAUUACACGCAUGAUGGGAACACAAAGUGAGUGGGUAUAUUCAGACUUACAGACUCCGAAAGUUGUCAAAGCAGCUCAUAAAAUCCCGCUGGUUUCCCCGAGAAUGGACGUUGACGUAACGGGAGUCUCUUUGAAAAAUGUACGCACGCAUUUGAUUGACCAUCCACGAGAUGACGGUUUAAAACAUCGUGAGCAGCUCUGGAAUUUUCAACAAAAAUACCGCGGUGUAAUUGGGAAAGUACGUCCCAUGGCUUCUAUUGGAGCUGACGACCGGAAGUGUGAGACUUCCGGUUCGGAUGAGCAGAAUGAAGAUGAUUCCCGCCAGAUCGAUGGUUCACGACCACGUGCAAUCAACGAGCAAUCAUCAUUACCGAGCAGAUUUCGGAAACGCUUGAAACAUAAAAUAAAUUUCACUGGUUUGGGAUCUAGUGAAUUAUUCAUGGAUUCCGGACGACGGCGAUCAGUUCCUCCGAAAGAACAAAAUGAAGACGACAAAUCAAAUUCCGGAAUCCAGAGACUCUAUUCCUCCGGUUUGAUCGUCAAAAACAACUUGUACAACCAGUUACGUAAUUCUAAUGGUGAGGAGAAAAGAAUCGAACAUUUUCCUGAUAACUCCAGGAUCCUUGAAGCUAUUCAGAAAUACGGAUCAUUAGAAAAACUGCCUGAUAUUACUUAUCCUGGUUUACGAUCAGCACAGACUCCAAAUAUUCGCUUUCUUAAGACCUUAAACUCCUACAACCGACGUAUCAUUGACCAGGUUUCAGAGCGACGGUAUUUACCGUUACGUCGUUCCUUAACGAACUUUAAUGAUCACGGCUCGUCGAAACGGAAGCUUAUUAUUGUGUCACGGCGCGGGCAGAAUGACGACCGAAUAGUCCGGCUUGGGUGUUAUGACACAUUUACUAGCAAUGAAGACGAUGAUGAGUAUGAUGAAAACAAUGACGAGGUGGAUGAUGAUGGCGAUGAUGAUGAGGAAGAAGAAGAAGAAGAUGACGAUGAUGAAUGUGACAAUGAAAUUCGAAUUUCACAACCUGAAAAAUUGCACCAAAGAGACAUUGACCAGAAAAGGCCUGAACAUUUGGAUAUAAGAAGUAAUAUUACUCAAGUUAAUACUCAAGAUGAUUUAGUGUUAAUAGAAAAAUAUAAACAGGAAGAUAACAACCAUAAAAAGCAAUUAAGAACUGAAAGAACAUUUCAUGGUGAGACUCGUAAACAAAAUAUCAGUAAAGAAUAUAGAAGAACGGAUUUAUCCGGUCAGGAUGCAUUCGUGCCAAGGUGCAAUAGCAAGGCCCGAGACAGUUGGAAUAAUACGAAAGUUGGUAACAAAGACAGAGAAGCCGCAAACAACAAAAGAUCUCAGAAAAAGAAAACAGCAGUUGACAAUAAAAACGAUGAAUCUGAAUCGGACGAUAGCUUAGACAUUCCAGAUCAUAAAUUUGGACCAACAACACAUUCAAUUGAUAAAAAAUUAGCAAUACGAAAACCAUGGGAAUGGAAACCCAGCCCUUAUAGAUGGAUUGACAAACCCUACGUCAGAGAAAGUGAUAAGCCUUAUAUUGAACGUAUUAUUAACAAUGGAGAAAUAAUUGAUGAAUUUCAUUACGAUUCGUUCGCAAGAACCAAGCCACUAAAGGUUCAGAGUUUCCCAGAAGGCGCUGGUUACAAGGAUAGAUAUGGAAACAUGAGGUGAUAUUGUUCAAAGGUUUAUAACAAAUGGCAUUCAUGCAGCAUUACUAAAUAUAUAUCAUCCAUCUUUAGACCUUGUGAAAUAAAUGCGGUUAUAUACUAAAUUAAAGUCAUGUGAUUAUAUUCCUUAUGGAAUUCAUGCACCCAUAAUUCCAUCUUUAUUUAUUACAAGAAAUAUUGCCAUUGUUAAUACUUCGCUAAAACGCCGUGGUUUAUGCCACUGAAAAACAUUUAUAAACGGUUGUUAGAAUUAUCUUUUCUGUUGAAAUAUGACUUAAUUUAACAUAUAAA
Messenger RNA from Mercenaria mercenaria, 2384 nucleotides. RefSeq lists its product as uncharacterized. The transcript is spliced from 2 exons. Bases 418 to 2097 code for a protein of 559 amino acids. The record is from RefSeq and is a predicted model, not a curated record. NCBI's taxonomy places the organism in Eukaryota, Metazoa, Mollusca, Bivalvia, Venerida, Veneridae.